GAAUUUCGUCGCGUGCUCUUAGUCUUGCGAUGCCAAUUCUGAAGGAUGAGGACAGCUAAUACUCUGUGCCGUAGAGGCACAACUCUUCCAGGGCUCUUAGCUCGAAGCCGCCUCCCUCGAACACGAUCUUUUGCGACACCCUCCUUCGACAAUUCGAACCCCCGAAUACCACCAUACCUCAAGCUAGUCAAGAACUACGAAAAGGUCAAAGAGGUGCUAGGAAAAGGCACUGCCCUUACUCUGGCAGAGAAGAUCCUAUACAGCCACCUUGACAAUGUCGAAGAGUCACUCUUAACGAAUACAAAUGGCGGCCGCAACAUUCGAGGAACGGCGAACCUCAAGCUCAAGCCAGAUCGCGUGGCUAUGCAAGACGCCUCAGCGCAAAUGGCCCUUCUACAAUUCAUGACGUGCAAUCUGCCCUCGACGGCAAUCCCCGCUAGUAUACAUUGCGACCACUUAAUUGUGGGUGAGCGCGGCGCGCAAUCUGACUUGGAAACCGGUAUCAAGAUGAAUCAGGAGGUUUUCGACUUUUUGGAAUCUGCGGCUAAGAAAUAUGGAAUCGAGUUUUGGCCCCCGGGUGCUGGUAUUAUUCACCAGAGCGUCUUGGAAAAUUACGCUGCUCCGGGUUUGAUGAUGCUAGGAACAGACAGUCACACCCCCAACGCCGGAGGACUUUCGACUAUCGCCAUUGGUGUUGGUGGUGCUGACGCUGUCGAAGCUCUCGUCGGUGCGCCUUGGGAGUUGAAAGCCCCCAAGGUUCUGGGUGUAAAGUUGGUAGGCAAACUAAGCGGCUGGGCAUCCCCUAAGGACAUCAUUCUUAACCUUGCAGGCCAACUAACAGUACGCGGUGGUACUGGCUUCAUAAUCGAGUACUUCGGUCCCGGCGUGCAGACUCUAAGUUGCACCGGCAUGGCCACGACUACAAAUAUGGGAGCCGAGGUCGGCGCUACGACUUCCAUCUUCCCCUUUAGUCCAGCUCACGUGCGAUAUUUGGAGGCAACACACCGACACGACGUAGCGGCGGAAGCGAAGAAGUUCUCAGACAUCGUUCAGCUCAGAGCUGACGAGGGCGCGCAGUACGACGAGGUUAUCACUAUUGACCUGUCCUCAUUAGAACCCCAUGUCAACGGUCCUUUCACUCCGGAUUUAUCUACGCCCAUUUCUCAGUUUAAGCAAACUGUGCAGGAACAAAACUGGCCCGAUAAGCUAUCUGCGGGAUUAAUCGGUAGCUGUACGAAUAGUUCGUAUGAAGAUAUGACACGUGUAGAAGGUAUGGUUCGUGAAGCAAUGGAGGCCGGCUUAAAGCCCGCAUCUGAUUUCUAUAUCACGCCCGGAAGUGACCAGAUUAGAGAAACAUUACGACGAGACGGACCUCUAGACACGUUCAAAGAAGCAGGUGGUACCCUACUAUCAAACGCAUGCGGUCCUUGCAUUGGCCAAUGGAAGCGACAGGAUGGUGUUGAAAAGGGUACCCCUAACGCAAUUUUCACCUCCUAUAACCGAAACUUCCGCGGUCGUAAUGAUGGAAAUCCCGACACUAUGAAUUUCCUCGCGUCGCCCGAAAUAGUCACAGCCAUGGCCUUUGCUGGCACAACGACUUUUAACCCGGUGACCGACUCACUUCCCACUCCAUCCGGCAAGGAAUUCCGAUUUACCCCACCUUCCGGUCUCGAAAUCCCAUCUCAACCAUUCGAAAUUGCACGGGAAGAAUUCCGUCCCUUGACACAAGCCCCCGAUGCAUCCGUAACCGUAGCUAUCUCACCAACAUCCGAACGUCUAGCCCUUCUCGAACCUUUCGACCCCUUCCCAGCUUCCGAACUCGAGGGUCUCCGCGUAUUAGUCAAGGUCACCGGUAAAUGCACAACAGAUACCAUCUCAGCAGCCGGUCCUUGGUUAAAGUACAAGGGCCAUUUACCUAACAUCAGCGCGAACACGCUUAACACCGCGAUUAACGCUGAGACCGGCGAAGUCAACGUCGCGUACGACUUAGACGGAUCUAAGCAUACCAUCCCCGAAUUAGGACAGCGCUGGAGAGAAGCCGCACGACCAUGGCUCGUGGUAGCGGAGCAUAACUACGGCGAAGGAAGUGCGCGUGAACACGCUGCGCUCCAGCCCCGAUAUCUAGGUGCUAGGAUUGUCCUUUCGAAGAGUUUCGCGCGUAUCCACGAGACAAACCUCAAGAAACAGGGUGUAGUACCAUUAACGUUUGCCGACGAAGCAGAUUACGACAAGAUUGCUGCUGGUGAUGAGGUUUCUACUGUGGGUCUAUAUGAGAUGUUACAGAACGGCGGCAAAGGCGAGGUAGCACUGAAGGUGAAGAAAAAUAAGAGUGGGGAGGAGUUCUUGAUUAAGACUAAGCAUGCCGUAAGCAAGGACCAGGCGGGUUUCAUUUUAGCAGGAAGUGCGUUAAACCUGCUGUCUAAACGGUGAUCCCAAAGAUUAGACGGAGAUAGUCUAGGGAUGAAGGGGGAUUGAGGGACGGAUGAGCAAAUAUUUAUCGAUACGAUUUAUGAAGGCAAUGGUGUGUAUAGCUUCAUGUUUAUACGACAUAUCUAGAUAAAAGUUUGGUGGGAGGAUAUAAAAAAAAUCAAGGGAGUUAAAUACAAUAAAAAGGAAAAUAAAUUACGAUCUUAAACAUAAA
This is a messenger RNA of Hypoxylon trugodes, 2641 nucleotides long. Its product is annotated as aconitate hydratase. The transcript is spliced from 2 exons. Lineage: Eukaryota; Fungi; Ascomycota; Sordariomycetes; Xylariales; Hypoxylaceae. Gene Ontology annotation, biological process: tricarboxylic acid cycle. The record is from RefSeq and is a predicted model, not a curated record. Gene Ontology annotation, molecular function: aconitate hydratase activity; 4 iron, 4 sulfur cluster binding. The coding region runs from base 46 to 2430 and encodes 794 amino acids. Gene Ontology annotation, cellular component: cytosol; mitochondrion.